Messenger RNA from Cucurbita pepo subsp. pepo (vegetable marrow), 1355 nucleotides. The record is from RefSeq and is a predicted model, not a curated record. Lineage: Eukaryota; Viridiplantae; Streptophyta; Magnoliopsida; Cucurbitales; Cucurbitaceae.
CACACUCCUAUACACACACACACACACACAUAUUCUCCUCUCUCUCGUAAUAUAAAACCCACAAACUAACUGCACCACACGACACGCUACCUUUCCUCUCUCUCUCUCUCUCUCUCUCUGAACACAAUGGCUCUAAUGGUUGAUAAUUGCGAAGGAGUUUUGGUGUCCUUGGACUCCCAUAAGCCAAUCCCAGCUCCCUUUCUCACUAAAACAUACCAGCUCGUCGACGAUCCCUCCACUGACCAUAUUGUCUCAUGGGGCGAAGAUGAUACCACCUUCGUUGUUUGGCGUCCUCCUGAAUUCGCUAGAGAUCUCCUUCCUAAUUAUUUCAAGCACAACAAUUUCUCUAGCUUUGUCCGCCAGCUCAACACCUAUGGGUUUAGAAAAAUUGUGCCGGACAGAUGGGAAUUUGCGAACGACUUCUUCAGAAAAGGAGAUAAACAUUUGUUAUGUGAAAUCCAUAGACGCAAAACCGCUCAGCCACAACUCCACCAAUCUCUUUCUCCACUUGCUCUCAAUAAUCCAGGCUUUUACCACUUCCAUGGCCGUGGCAGCAUCUCGCCCUCCGACUCCGACGACCAAAAUAAUUGGUGUGACUCGCCGCCGCUCUCCUCCUCUGGCACUAACAACAACAACAACAACAACAACUCUGUCACCGCCCUGUCGGAGGACAACGAGCGGCUUCGGCGAAGCAAUAACAUGCUGAUGUCGGAAUUAGCCCACAUGAAAAAACUCUACAACGACAUCAUCUAUUUCGUUCAAAACCACGUGAAGCCCGUCGCCCCAAGUAAUUCAUAUCAAUACUCAACCUUUCCAGUGGUGCAACGGCAGCCGAACCACCAUCUUGUCGGGUACAAUAAUCCCACAAAUGCGAAACAAGUUUCGGGUCAGACCCAUUUGGUGACUGGAAUUCCAAAUAAUAAUAACAAAAACAACAAAAGCUUCGUGAGGAUUGUAGAAGAGCAACAAAAAACGAAGCUUUUUGGAGUGGCGAUUCAUUCGAAGAAACGGCUGCAUCCGGAGUAUGCUUCUAAUAAUAUUGGGAAAGAGAACAACAACAAGGCUCGAUUCGUGUUGGAGAAAGAUGAUUUAGGGCUGAAUCUCAUGCCCCCUUCCGCUUGUUAGUUCUACUUUCCUCCCCUAUUCCUCCAAUUCCUUCCAUUGACAGCGAAAAAAAGGGGUUAUUUUUCUUGUUUUCUUUUCCUUUUCUUUUUUUUUUUUUUUUAUGGGAAAUUUUGUUACUCUCUCUUACAAAUCCCAGAGGGGUUCAUUUUCCAGUGCUGCAUUCAUCAUAACUGAAUUAGAAUAUGUGUAAGUUUGUAUGUAUAUAACCCUCAGUCACGCUAUUGCUGUCU